Heterocephalus glaber (naked mole-rat) is the source of this 1186-nucleotide messenger RNA. RefSeq names its product UTP11 small subunit processome component (gene Utp11). The record is from RefSeq and is a predicted model, not a curated record. Lineage: Eukaryota; Metazoa; Chordata; Mammalia; Rodentia; Bathyergidae. Gene Ontology annotation, cellular component: small-subunit processome; nucleolus. Gene Ontology annotation, biological process: rRNA processing.
GAUCCUGAUAGGCUGUCUGACGGAAGUGGGCGGUUCCAAGCGGGUGGUGGCUGGGUCUGUUUCCUGUAGGGUGGGUGCAGCGGCGGCGAGGCGUUGAGGAUCCUGCGUUCUACACUGAGCUUCUGAGGACUCAGCGGGAAGGAAUGGCGGCGGCUUUUCGCAAGGCGGCUAAGUCCCGGCAGCGAGAACACCGAGAGCGAAGCCAGCCUGGCUUUCGAAAACAUCUGGGCCUAUUGGAGAAAAAGAAAGAUUACAAACUUCGUGCAGAUGACUAUCAUAAAAAACAAGAAUUCCUCAAAGCACUUCGGAAGAAGGCUCUUGAAAAAAAUCCAGAUGAAUUCUACUAUAAAAUGACUCGAGUUAAGCUCCAGGAUGGAGUUCAUGUUAUUAAGGAAACUAAGGAAGAAGUAACUCCAGAACAGCUAAAGCUAAUGAGAACUCAGGAUGUCAAAUAUAUAGAAAUGAAAAGGAUUGCAGAAGCUAAGAAAAUUGAAAGACUAAAAUCAGAGCUCCAUCUGCUGGAUUUCCAGGGGAAGCAACGGAAUAAGCAUUUGUUCUUUUUUGACACCAAAAAAGAAGUUGAACAGUUUGAUAUUGCCACUCACCUGCAAACAGCCCCGGAACUAGUUGACAGAGUCUUUAACAGACCCAAGAUAGAGACCUUGCAGAAGGAAAAAGUGAAAGGAAUUACCCAUCAGACUCGACUGAAGCGGAUAGCUAAAGAAAGACAAAAGCAAUAUAACUGCCUGACACAGCGGAUUGAACGAGAGAAGAAAUUGUUCAUUAUUGCACAGAAAAUUCAAACUCGCAAAGAUCUUAUGGAUAAAACUCAGAAGGUGAAGGUGAAGAAAGAAACAGUGAACAGCCCAGCCAUUUACAAGUUUCAAAGUCGUCGGAAACGCUGAAGUGUUAUAGAUAAGCCUUAUCAUUCUGCAUCAAAAAUAAUUCCAGUUUUUUUUUUUGUUUUUUUUUUGGUACCGGGGAUCAAACUCGGCACUUGUGCUGGCGAGGCAGGCAGUGGACCACUGAGCGAAAUCCCUGGCCCAAUUCUAGUUUUGAUAAUUUCAUAUUCCAUUAGUUCAAAUAGCAUGUUUUUUUUGUUUGUUUGUUUAUAACCAUGAUUUGUUGUUGAUCUAAUAUUUGAUGUCUUUCUAUGAGAAAUAUUAAAAUCCCUUGCCCCAUGUCA